GGGCCGGCCCGUCCCGUCCGCGAAACGCCCCCGAGGCCGGCCCGGCCCGCCUGCCCGCCAGCGCACCCGCGGCAGGAGGGACCGCCCGGGCUCCUUGCCGGAGGCCGAGGGCGGCCGCGGGCGGGUGAGGGGCCGGCGAGAUGGAGGGGGAGGGCGGCCGUGAGGGGCCGGGGGGGGCCCAGCCAGCCGGCCCCCCCGGGCCCGCGCCCCCCACGGGAGACAGCGGGAGCCCCACGGGCGAGCCCCCCAGCUGCGCCAGCCGCUUCCCCCUGCACGCCCUGGUCUGGCACAACGACUCCCGGCGGCUGGCAGAGGCGCUGGAGAGCCAGAUUUCUAAGGCUAGUAGUGAAAGACCUGCGUAAGCAGGAUGUCGAGCAGCGGGAUCCUCGUGGCCGGACCGCAUUGCAUCUUGCCGUUUCUCUGGGAUACAUCGAGUCUGCCAGCGUCCUGCUGCGGCACAAGGCAGACGUCACCAAAGAGAACACUUCAGGAUGGACAGUCUUGCACGAGGCGGUAAGCACCGGGGACCCUGAGAUGGUUCAUAUGAUCCUUCAGCAUCGGGAUUAUCGUCAAACAUCCACAACCCUUGGGGGGGUUCCGGAAUUGCUCCAGAAAAUUAAUGAGACUCCCGACUUUUAUGUGGAAAUGAAGUGGGAAUUCACCAGUUGGGUUCCGCUGGUUUCCCGAGUUUGCCCCAGUGACGUCUGCCGCAUCUGGAAGAGUGGAGCAAAGCUGCGAGUGGAUAUCACCUUGCUUCGAUUUGAAAACAUGAGCUGGGAACGAGGAAGACGCAGCCUGAUCUUCAGGGGCGAAGACACUGGGAACUGGGCAGAGCUGAUUGAGGUGAACCAUGACGAGAAGGUGGUUGCAACGGAGCGCUUUGAGAUCACACAGCAGAUCCAGCGCCUGACCCUGGACUCCAUGACCCCAAAGAGCAAGGAGGUGGAGAGGCGGCUGACCUCCCCCAUCAUCAGCACCUCCCUGGAUACCAGGAACAUUGCAUUUGAAAGAAAUACGUCUGGCUUCUGGGUCUGGAGAACAGAGAAGUCCGAAGAGGUUAACAAUUACGAAGCAAAGGUGUACACAGCAAACAAUGUGAACGUUGUGACCAAGAUCCGAACAGAACACUUGACUGAAGAGGAGAAGAGGAGAUACAAAGCUGACAGAAAUCCCUUAGAAUCCUUUUUGGGCACCAUUGAACAUGAGUACGGCGCACAGCAGGACCUCACGACAGAAUAUGCCACAACGAACAACCCAACGGCCAUCACUCCAGAGGAAUAUUUCAACCCAGACUUUGACCUCAAAGACAGGGACAUUGGGAGGCCCAAAGAAGUCACCGUGCGGACUCAGAAGUUUAAAGCGACCCUGUGGAUGUCGGAAGAAUUCCCCCUUUCUCUUGUGGAACAGGUCACUCCCAUCAUUGACCUGAUGGCCAGGACUAGCGCCCAUUUCGCUCGACUCAAGGACUUCAUCACCCUGGAAUUCCCUCCUGGAUUUCCGGUCAAAAUAGAAAUCCCCUUGUUCCACAUACUGAAUGCUCGGAUCACCUUUGGGAAUGUGAACAGUUGCAGCACAGCAGAAGAGGUAUUGCCCGAGACCCUCGAAGGAGCCCAGCGGCAGCCAGCCGCUGCCUUUGCUGUGGACCAGUCCGUCUUUGAGAUCCCCAAAUCCUACCGCAUUCAGGAUGACGGCAGAAAUGUGCGUGUGCAAGACGAAGACAACGAGAUCAUGCAGUUUGCCAUUCAGCAGAGCCUGUUGGAGUCCGGCCAGAACAGAGAGGCCUUGAGCGCCACCGCCAAUGGGGCAGCUUCCUACUCACAGGACCUCAACCUUCAGUAUCAAAGGGCCUUGCAAGAAAACUUCCAGGCAAAUGCCAGCCACGUUGUCCCUGUCGCCCCACUAAGAGAUUCCUCCAGUUUUGACCGGGACUUACAGCUGGCCAUGGAGCUUUCCGUCCGUGAGCAACAGGAGCUGAAGCGGCAGCAGGAGGAGGAAGAAGCUGAGCUGCAGCAAGCCCUCCAGCUCUCCCUUCUGGAGAACUAGGCGGCCCUGGUGCAAAGAUGGCGAGAGACAGUGAAGCAGCUCUCAACAGCCCUGAGAACGGCAGCGGCCCAGCAGCACCGAAUGGGAGCACUGGGAUUGCCCUCCGUGGGGCAGGCGAGCUGCCAGAGUCCUCCCUCAGAGCACCAUGCACCACUGCUGGUGCUCUUUCCGUGUGCUGCAAAGCCUGGACUGGAGGGGAAUCCCUGGCAUUGCCCUCACUUCUGUUACCCAAAUGCCUUUCGGAAAGACAGGUGUAGUCCCGCUGGAGAGCCUGAGUAAGAGGAGAGUCCUAGGAGAGUCGCCUCACCUCGACCAAAGCAAUCUCGCAGCUCUCCAGGUUUUCCCACGAAGCGUGAGGUGCUUCUCUGCUGGGGAUCAGGGCACUGCCUGCUCAGGACGUCUUUUCGUCCCCCUUUGAACCCGCCACUUCCUGCCAGUUGCCUUCCUCUCCUUAGCCAUUCCAAACCAGCCCAUUCUUGCUCUCCAAGGCGAGAAUCUCUGGCUCUAACAGGUGCUUUGUACAGCUUCCUUUUGGGAUCGUUUUUAAAGCCUCUUAAGGGAAACUUCCUCAGUGAUGAAUGCCUACAGCAAAAGGAGCGAGGAGGGCCACUGCCAUGCGGUUUCUAUCUGGGGGGGGUGCGGGGGAAUGUUCGUGUUGCCUUUUCCAAAUGCCCACAGCCAUGCGCCAUGCUCCCUCUCAGCAGAGCAUCUUUCACUUCCAUUUAAGAUGAGCAGAUAAACAACUGACUGCCACGAGGACUAGCCUCUUCAGACGUUCGUAUCGCCUUCAUUUCUGAGAGCUCUAGAUCUUACCGCUCUGUGUGGCAACAUAGAAGCUGUGUGCGUAUGCACGCCGAUGCCUCUCUCCUCCUGAAUUCUCUCCUCCCCUUCCCAAGUCACAGCUGAUGGGGUGGGGAUAGGGCCAAAGGCAAGGGGGGGGCUCCUUUCUCUCCCCAGCUCUUUCAGGAAGGGUGCAGAGAGGGAUAAUGGAACUGGGUAAAAUCACUGGGGGGGGGGUGGUCCUUAAGCCUGCACGUGGAGGGCAGGGGUUCUUUUUGCCUUCUAGUGCAGCCUCCAGUGCAGCUCUGCUAGAGAGCACUUCUCAUACCUGCUUUGCACUGCAAAUGCCAAAGCCUGUCUGCUUCUUAGCAGAGGCGGUAUUUCCUGCGCUUGAGCCUCAGCUUGGGCUAACCCCCACCCCCAAUUGCAGGUUUUUUUGCAGUAAACCUGCUGGCUGCAGGGAGGGGUUUUCCAGGCAACAGUAUCGUGCGCAAGAUGCUGAGGCUAUUCUGGCUGACCCUCUUCUGUUACUCUUCUGUCGUGUCCCGCACCCGGGGCCGGCCAGAGGCUGCCUCUCAGGGGCGUGUCCUCCCUGCUGCUGGGGAAGAUGGCAGCAGCAUCCAGGAGCGUGAGCCAGGAGGCAUUUGACACCGGCCUGGAGACAUCGUUCCCCUUGCAAAUAAAGAACGUUGCUCCUUG
Eublepharis macularius is the source of this 3522-nucleotide messenger RNA. It is a transcript of the gene ANKRD13A, whose product is annotated as ankyrin repeat domain 13A. Bases 535 to 2043 code for a protein of 502 amino acids. The transcript is spliced from 16 exons. Lineage: Eukaryota; Metazoa; Chordata; Lepidosauria; Squamata; Eublepharidae. Gene Ontology annotation, cellular component: cytoplasm. The record is from RefSeq and is a predicted model, not a curated record. Gene Ontology annotation, molecular function: protein binding.